This is a messenger RNA of Xiphophorus maculatus (southern platyfish), 1227 nucleotides long. Its product is annotated as protein turtle-like. The transcript is spliced from 8 exons. Gene Ontology annotation, molecular function: transmembrane signaling receptor activity. Lineage: Eukaryota; Metazoa; Chordata; Actinopteri; Cyprinodontiformes; Poeciliidae. Gene Ontology annotation, biological process: cell surface receptor signaling pathway. The coding region runs from base 62 to 955 and encodes 297 amino acids. The record is from RefSeq and is a predicted model, not a curated record.
GCUCAGCUUCAGCUUCUCAGCUUCAGUGAAACAUCGUCAGGUCAGAUCACUGAGAAGAACAAUGGAAGGCACAUCUCACUGUCUGAUCUUUCUGAUCUUCUUGCUGAGCUGCUCAACAGAUCCAGUCCUCCCAGUUCGUCUGACUGUGAGUCCCAGCAGAUCUCAGUUCUUUCUAUAUGAACCUGUGAUUCUGACCUGUGAGGAUGAAAACAGAUCUGAUGGAUGGACUGUGAGGAGAAACACAAGCAGAGAGAUCAGGAACCGAUGUGGAGAUGGAUUUGGUAACUUAGCUGGUUCUACCUGCAGCAUCAGUUACCUGUAUCCAUCAGAUACUGGUCUGUACUGGUGUGAGUCCAUGUCUGGAUCCUCCAGCAGCAGCAGCAGCAUCCAGCUCUCUGUCUCUGGUGGAUCAGUGAUCCUGCAGAGUCCUGUCCUCCCUGUGAUGGAGGGAGAUGACGUCACUCUGAGCUGCAGAGCAAAGAAUCAAACCCACAACCUCCCAGCUGCUUUCUAUAAAGAUGGCUCCUUCAUUGGUGAUGAAACUACUGGCAACAAGAUUCUCAACUCAGUGAAGAAAUCUGAUGAAGGCCUCUAUAAAUGUAAUGUCAAAGGUCAUGGAGAGUCUCCAUCCAGCAGGAUCUCUGUCAAAGAGAAACCUCCAACCACCUCUCCACCUUCCUCCUCCUCCUCUUCCUCAGAGAAACUCAGCAACAUCUCUGACUCUACAGUCACACCUGGUCCAGGUUCUUCCUCCGUCUCUCUCCCAGUGUUGCUUCCCAGUGCAUCUCUUUGUGUUUUGGUUUUCCUGUUUUUACUGGUUCAACUGGUCGUAUAUUUGUACAGCAAACCUAAGGUGAUGAAGGAGGAAGAGGAGAGGAUGACAUCACUUCCAGAAACAUCAGGAUGUUCCAGAGGAAACAGAAGAAAAGCAAACCAGGAACAGGAAAUGCUCUGAGGCGGCGCUGCUUCACUACUGUUCUGUACGCCACCAUGACAGAAGAAGAAGAAAAACUUUGAUGCUGAAACUCCUGGAGACAGAAAAUGUUGUUGAUGUGAAACUGGAUCCACUGACAACAGGAAGAAAACAUCAGUUCUGUUACUCAGAGAGCUUUCUUUAAUAAACUGGAAACAUUAGAAAGUUGUUCAUUCAGAACAAUCUGAUUUAUGAUUCUUACAAUAAAUUAAUGCAGGAGAAUAAAAUCAACUCCAGAAAAAUGUUCACCUGUC